Cucurbita moschata (crookneck pumpkin) is the source of this 2612-nucleotide messenger RNA. Its product is annotated as BEL1-like homeodomain protein 4. Lineage: Eukaryota; Viridiplantae; Streptophyta; Magnoliopsida; Cucurbitales; Cucurbitaceae. The coding region runs from base 328 to 2415 and encodes 695 amino acids. Gene Ontology annotation, molecular function: DNA-binding transcription factor activity, RNA polymerase II-specific; RNA polymerase II cis-regulatory region sequence-specific DNA binding. Gene Ontology annotation, biological process: regulation of transcription by RNA polymerase II. The record is from RefSeq and is a predicted model, not a curated record. The transcript has 4 exons.
CUCUUUCUCUCUCCUGUUUGAUUCCUUCUUUCUUUUUUGUUGUUUAGAGAGAGAUUUGAGUGUCUUCCUUUUUUCUGUAUACCCAAAACCCAAAACAAGAAACUCUCAAACACUCCAAAUUCUUCCCUUUCUAUACUCAACCAAAUUACAACAUCCAAACCCUUCUCUUUUAAUUUCUUUUCCUCUCACUCAACACACAGAUCCAGCUACUUUUUUCCUUUUUUUUUUUUUUGUUGGUUUUGCAGGUCGGAUUAUAAUAUAUGGAGUUUCAAUUCUCGAUCCAACGACGACGAACAAGAACAAGAACAAGAACGAUUGUUAUGUGAUAUGGGAAUCGCUAAAGGUCCUUUAAUUUUGUCUAAUAAGCCAACCAAUUGUGCCAAUUCUUCUAUGUCCCACGAUUAUCAUCCUCAUCAAGGAAUCUUAGCCUUCUCUAAUCCCUUAGACAAAUCCAAUUCCCCUUCUCUCCCUCACCAGAUCCGCCGUGAUAAGCUUCGAGUCGACUCCUUCUCCGCCGAUCCACUCCCUCCGCCACCGCCUACGGUGGCUGGAAUCGACGAACAUCUCCACCAUCACCAUCACCAUCACCAACAGCAUCUUCACCAUGUCUAUGCUACCUCACCUACUGAGGGGACCAUGUUAUCAGACAUGUUCAAUUACCCUCCAACUCCCUCCGCUGCUCCCGCCUCCGUUGAAUUCUCCGACAAUUUUCGAACUUUACGCCAACCCAACUCGGCUUCCGCCAUGCAGCUUUUCUUGAUGAACCCUCCUCCGCCGCCACCACCACCACCACGAUCGCCCUCGCCACCUUCUACCUCCUCCACUCUCCACAUGCUCCUCCCGAAUCUACCGUCGGGUUCUCUUCAGGGUUUCGAAAGUGGUGGCGUUGGAGAUCAGACGGGGUUUGGCCAAUUUGCUGUCGCUGAAAAUCAAGGGCUUUCGCUCUCGCUUCACUCGUCGUCGUUACAACACUUGGAGGACGUCGGAGCCGGUGCGAAAGCGGAUGAAUUGCGAAUUAGAGAUGGUGGGAUGUUGUAUAAUUACAACAACAACAAUAAUCAAGUCCAUGGCGGAGGAGGAAAUGGAUCAAACUCCUCAAUUUUGCAAUAUUCUUUUAGGAAUAAUUCAGAGAAUUCUCCUCAUAGCUUUCAAAUGAAUCCAAACCAUCAAGUUCAAAUUGGAUUUGGGUCUUCUUUGGGAGUUGUAAAUCUUUUGAGGAAUUCAAAAUAUGUCAAAGCCGCUCAAGAAUUGCUCGAGGAAUUUUGCAGCGUUGGUCGGGUUCAGCUCAAGAAAAACAAGUCCAAUAUGAAGCAAAACCACAACAAUCCCGACACCGCCGCAGGCGGCGGUGGCGGUGGCGCGUCUUCGUCCUCCACAAAGGAUCAUCCUCCCUUAUCGGCUCCUGAUAGAAUUGAGCAUCAGCGGAGGAAGGUCAAACUAUUAUCCAUGCUUGAUGAGGUCGAACGCAGGUACAACUUAUACCGCGAGCAAAUGCAAAUGGUGGUGAACUCAUUUGACUUGGUGAUGGGGUUCGGAGCAGCAGCGCCAUACACAACGCUAACGCAGAAGGCGAUGUCAAGACACUUCCGGUGCUUAAAAGACGCCAUAACCGAGCAGUUAAAGCAGAGCUACGAGGCAUUGGGGGAGAAAGGUGGAAAUGGAGGCUCGGGAAUAACUAAAGGAGAGACACCAAGAUUGAAGCUUCUGGAACAAAGCCUCCGCCAGCAAAGGGCUUUCCAUCAAAUGGGUAUGAUGGAACAAGAAGCUUGGAGGCCACAGCGUGGCCUCCCUGAACGAUCUGUCAACAUCCUUAGAGCUUGGCUGUUCGAGCAUUUUCUUCACCCGUACCCCAGCGACGCAGACAAGCUCCUGUUAGCUCGGCAGACUGGUUUGUCCAGAAAUCAGGUUUCAAAUUGGUUCAUUAAUGCAAGAGUUCGUUUGUGGAAACCCAUGGUAGAAGAAAUGUACCAAAUUGAAGGCAAGGACGAAACAGAUCACUCUCAUCAACAACAGCCAUCAAAAGACGAUGACGACGACACCACAGACAAUAAGAUCCAAAACAGUGCCAUAAAUGCACAAAAUCCAACUCCCACCACCGCCACCACUUCCUCCAUUCCACCGCCGUCUACCACCAUUGCAGAGGAAGGUGCGGCGGGGUUCACGGCGACCCAUGAUCAAUUCUCGGAGCUGCAUGAUGUGUGGCGACAUGGAAGCGGACAACAUUAUGGGACCAUGUCUGAGGAUGCCAGAGCAGCGACUGACGUAAGUAAUGGUCCAACACUUAUAAGGUUUGGAACCAGUGGUACGACAACCGGUGACGUGUCACUCACUUUAGGUCUCCGCCACGCCGGUAACACUUCCGCCGCCACUAUGGAUAACCCUUCUUUCUCGCUCAGAGACUUUGGUCACUCUUAGAAAUUAAUUAGAACUUCCCGCCCAUUAUAUGGAUAAUGAUCAACAAAUCAAAAUAUAAUCACCCAUUUUUAUUUUUAUUUUUAUUUUUAUUUUUGCCUCUUUUAAUAGAAAAAUUAAUUAAUGUAUAAUGGUCGAAUCUCUAUGUACGUACAAAGCUUCAUUUGUGUAAUUAGGGCUUUGUUUUGUGGGGUUGAUUA